AGGUUGAGGAUUCAAAGAUGAAUUCCAGAGUGUUUGGAUCUCAGAUGAACAACUGUAUUCCAGUUUCUGAUUUUUCAGCUGCUGGAGCAUCUGAAACUGUGAUAAACAGAAGCUUUACAAAUGUGAAGAACGAACGUUUCCCUGUUCAUCCUUUGGACAUACCGGAUAAUUUUGUUUUGUUAAGUCAAGAUAAGAUGAAUUUUCUUUCUAUGGGAAAUAUUCCGGGGCUGCAUGCACCGCUGAAGCUGAAAAUGGAAUUCCAAGCAGUGAAGCAGGUCCAGCGUCUUCCGUUCCUUCCUAGUUCUAACUUGUCCCUGGAUAUCUGGAAAGGCAACUGUGACUGCGUUGGUUUUGAGGACAUUUUGAAGGCACAGAGUGAAGUAAUGGGAGAUCCUCAUCUUUUGGUUGAACACAAACUUGGUUUAUUAUAAAGCGCACAUACUGCAUCCUUCUGUUUAUGAAAAUGUUUCUUACCUGUGUCCCUGUAGGUUCAAGUAAACCAUAUUAAAUAGUAGUUGUACAGCACUUGUUUUGAUAAUCUCUCACCUACCUUGAUGGGAAAAGGCUCAUUAAAUGCUUAAAUAUAUUACUUUUGUUCUGUGUUUACUGUCAGUACAAAUGUCUUGUAAUUGGGUAUUUUU
Molecule: messenger RNA, 641 nt
Organism: Lacerta agilis (Sand lizard)
Lineage: Eukaryota; Metazoa; Chordata; Lepidosauria; Squamata; Lacertidae
Product: proteasome maturation protein-like
Biological process (GO): proteasome assembly
Cellular component (GO): cytoplasm; nucleus
Source: RefSeq, a predicted model, not a curated record